Candoia aspera is the source of this 3207-nucleotide messenger RNA. It is a transcript of the gene SULT2A1, whose product is annotated as sulfotransferase family 2A member 1. Gene Ontology annotation, biological process: sulfation. Gene Ontology annotation, cellular component: cytoplasm. Gene Ontology annotation, molecular function: sulfotransferase activity. NCBI's taxonomy places the organism in Eukaryota, Metazoa, Chordata, Lepidosauria, Squamata, Candoiidae. The transcript has 8 exons. The record is from RefSeq and is a predicted model, not a curated record.
AUGACCCGCUUGCCCUCCCCAGUUGUGGCCCUGGCAGGAACCCCCCUCCUGCAACAGAGGCAGCGUUGUGAUAAGUCCUAUGUUGGUGGCAUUUGCUGCAAGUGCUUUGCCUACAGACAUGGCCGUUGUGUCUGUGAGCAGGUGCACACUGAUGACCGGCCAUUCUCCUGUGCCUUUUGUGGCAAGGCUUUCAAGCAGUCCAGUGCCCUGGCCUCUCACAAGCACAUCCACAUAAGAGAAUGGCCCUUUGCCUGUUCAACCACCAGCAUGUCCACAGCACUGCACAAUCCCACCAGUGCCAACACCGUGGAGAUGGCUUCCCGAUACAUUGAAUAUAAGGGGAUAACAUUUUCCCCUGGAUAUAAUUCUGUGGACAGCCUUUGCUUUGCUGAGGAGAAGUUUUAAGUGCGAGAUGAUGAUAUCUUCAACGUCACAUACCCAACGUCUGGUAGGAGAAGGAACUGAACAGUGUGGAUGACUGAGAUUCUAAGCUUGAUUCUCAAUGGAGGUAACCCAACCUGGAAUCAAAAUGUCCUCAAUUCCCUUCGAGCUCCCUGGUUCACCACCUGCCUUGGCCUGGAGACAGCACAAAACCUGCCAUCUCCUCGUCUGCUCACCUGCCAUCUCCCCAUCCAGAUGUUCCCCAAAGCUUUCUUCAGCUCCAAAGCCAAGGUGAUAUACACAUUGCGAGACCCCCAAGAUGUGCUUGUUUCCUACUAUCAUUUCUCCAAGAUGUGUGUCCCUUUUGGGGAUCCUAUAUCCUUUGACCACUUCUUUGUGAAUUUCUUGAAUGGAAAUGUACUGUUUGGAUUCUGGUUUGAUCACAUUACAGGCUGGAUGGAGCAGAAAGGAAAACUCAGUAUCUUCUUCAUUGGCUAUGAAGAAAUGAAGCAGGAUCUACGUGGCAGUGUGGAACACCUUUGCCGUUUCCUGGGGAAGGACCUGGAUAAGGCAGCUGUCACCUCAGUGAUGGAAAAUGCCUCAUUUGAAGCCAUGAGGAGGAACAACAUGUGCAAUUCAACAAUGCUCCCUAAGGAGUUUAUGGACCAAGAGAAGGGGAUCUUCCUCAGGAGGGGUAUUUGUGGAGACUGGAAGUCUCACUUUACCAUGGCACAGUCUGAAUUCUUUGACAAGGUUUACCAGGAAAGGAUGCAGGGUCUAAGUUAGAGUGGGAAGGAACUCUGGAAGAAGCCUUAAUUCCUGAAUUUAAACAUGCUGGAGCUUACCACUUACUAUGACAAGAUGUUUUCUCUAAUCCUGAUGGCUUGUUGCUGCUGUAGUGACUCAGAAGAGUAUGGAAAAGCAGUCUAAAUAUGCUCAGAGGAACAGGUAGUUCAGAGAACUGAAUGUGAAGGACACAAGGGUGCCCAUGACACAUCUGUGUGAAGGCAUUUACCACAGCAACUUUGCUGGGGCUAAACAGGGUGUAGCCCAGCCAGUACCAAGAUUUCCAACUUGUAGGCUGCCGUGGAUUCCACUGCAAGGAAAAAAAUUGGAUCUAUUUUUUUCCCUUUCUAAACAAAUGUUAUUAAAGCAAGCAGUGAAUAGCAAGUGGGAAUAUGAAUACAGCAAACAUCCGAAGUGCAGAGUAAGCAACAUUAACUCAUCCCCUUGGAGGGGAAGGCAAGCAAAAGAAAAACCACCACCACCACAAAUUUAGUGUACAUUAUAUUGCUAUAACCCAUUGUGACAGUAAUCAUAUUUAGGUCAUAUUUAGGUCCUGGCAAUGUGUUUUUCAUAUACCCUGUUAUUCAUACUGUUUGCAGAAACGGCUUCUUCCAUAUUCCUUGAGAUUAAGUUAAAGGAAGAAUGGAUGUCAGCGGCAUGUCUCUAGGGAUGGAGGUGAUGGGGAGCUGAGCAGCAGGGAACCAAUGUUUAAAGGGGAACCAGGGCAAAAACCUCUAUGCAGAGCCUAUGUACAGAGGGGGCUUCACGUCACUGGCAGGAAAUGAGUGGACAGGCAAGGGAGGCUGUAGGAGGGGAGAAGGGGGGGCUGGGAGGCCCAACUGAGUUGGCAGAAAGCUGACUUUAUCUCCUUGUCUGCCUUUCCUGGCUAUAAGAUUUUAAUGAAAAAAAAAUAGUCCUUAAACUUAUUUGUUCUUCUGGCUGAAAGUCUGGAAGCUGAUGAAAGCAAAGUCAUUUGACUUUCUCUGCAAUUGCCAGCUUCUCGAGUAUAAAAAUCCUUAUUCCACCCUAUCCUUCUUUCAUUUAGGGCUUAGCCCAGCUGGAACCAAGUAAGUUGGAAAGUUUAGUUAGUUCACUUUUUAAUUUUUUUUUUCCUGGAAUCCAAACAGAGGCUAAAAGAAAAACCUUGAAGAAAGUAGCCCCUCCCUCCUAUUGACAUACGAAGUACUGCUGAAACAGUGUUGGUCUGUAUAAAUGUCUGUGUGUGGCCCAGCAGUUAAUUUCUAGAAAUUGGGGAACAAAACUAAUUUAGAAUUUAUAAUUUAGCAUUCAUCCCAUAGCUACGUAGGUUGGUUGUGGUUCUGCACUGGCAAACUAUUUUACUCACAGAUUGGACAGUUUAAAAAGAUUAAAAACUGCUGCAGAAGUUAAUUCACUUUAUUGGAUAACAAUCACUUAACAGAAACAGAUCACCUAGAAGCAUACUUUGGAAUUUUCUCUCUCUCUCUCUGUAUCAAAUUCUUCAGCACUUGUUAUACCUUUUUUAAACCAACUUGUUUGUUAGUAUCUUAUCUUGUUUUCCACUGUGCAAAUGAGCUUCCAUGUGCAGAGGAAGUAUAUAUCUGCCAAAUAUUUAGGAUAAACAAAAAGGAGAUUUAUAGGCAUCGUGGAGAAAGGCAGUUGGCAACUGUUAAAACCAAAAUGCCAGGUAACAAGAAACCCCCUGUCCUCAUCCUUCAGGGCUGAUGCUUUGGAUGCCAACUAGCUAUGAAUAGUUGGCUUUCUGGUUUAAAUAAUAUCAGAUAUGAUUGUCCAUUUGUAACUGUCCAUCAAAGCCACUUAACUAGAGUGUGACAUAUCUCAAACAUUCUAGAAUCAUGGACUAAAUAAGCAUUCAGAAAAGGCAGGUAUCAGCCAAUUAAACAAACACCUUCCCACACAUUGUUUUGCCUUUAAGAACAUAAGAAUUUUUUCCACAAAUAAGUCAUGAUUAUGAUUGCAUUUGUGCGUUCUUUCCCAUCCCCUCCAUUUUUAAAGACCCUUCAAAAUGAAAUUUUGUAAUAAACAAUUCAUUGAAAAUUA